CAUCACUGUCUUGUCAGUAGCUUCAUGAGAUCAUAUAAUCUGAAAAUAUAUCACUCAUAAUUUCAAAAUUAUAACUAAUAAAGUCGAAUAACUCACAUACAUUAUGGAAAUUAUAAGGCACCCUUAAUUUUUCCCAAUGAGAGCCUCCGGCAACUGAAUACAAACCAUUUUUUGGAAUCGCGAAUGAAAAAAAACAACCGGACAAUCAAUCAAACAUUUAUUAGUAACAGUCGGACAGAAUGAAAAGAUCGAGAACAGCAGAAAUCCAAUAUACGGUCAAAUGGUUGAAUAAUACACGGUCAAAUUCGAGAAAGAUCAGUCCGCAGCAACUCAUGAAAUAGUUCCGCAUAGAUCACUACCUAGCGUCUCAAUUGAAUCACUUUGGGAGAGAAGGUUUCACGAGCUUGACUUCUUUACUCAUGCGAUUCCCGCUGAAAUGAUGAAAGGGGUGACUAGAAGGUGAUAUGGAGGAGACAGACUCAUAUCUGGACUAUGGGGAUAACGCAACCGAUUUUGCAAACAGCACCAACCCGGUCUAUUCAAUUAGUCCCGAUUUCAUCACUCAGUGGAAGAUAAAAAAGACUCAAGAGCGUCUCUGUCGGUUCGUCUACCAGCGCCUAUUCACCCAACAAUGUAGAGAGAUCUACAACUACAACUAUUCACAACUAAGCGGAUCACUAUGGCAACCAGUGGACGAGGGGAGCAGAUAUUCAUCAUGGAGCGGCAGCGAGAUAGUGGCCGACUAUGUGGAUGUGCCCGAUUCGACCAACAUGUCGGGAGGCAAUGUGAACGCGACGCCGGCGUCUCUGGUGAACCUGACGGGCGUCGGGGUGGCGUCGACUGCCGUGGAGCUGUACGCCCUGCCUCCCAUCCAGCCGUGGGUAGCCGUCAUCAUCGCCUUCUGUCUCGGCCUCUGCAUCAUCCUCACCGUCGGCGGCAACAUCCUCGUCCUACUCGCGUUCAUCGUCGACCGCACUAUUCGCCAGCCGAGCAACUAUUUCAUCGCGUCGCUGGCUGCCACCGAUAUGCUCAUCGGUACUGUGUCGAUGCCAUUCUACACAGUGUACGUGCUGAUGGGCUACUGGGACCUGGGCCCGAUUCUGUGCGACCUGUGGCUGAGCGUCGACUACACAGUGUGCCUAGUGUCGCAGUACACCGUUCUCCUCAUCACCAUCGACCGGUUCUGUUCGGUUAAGAUCGCGGCCAAAUAUCGCAGUUGGCGGACUAAAAAUCGCGUCAUCUGGAUGGUCACUAUCACAUGGAUCAUACCAGCGCUACUCUUCUUUAUCAGUAUUUUCGGUUGGGAACAUUUCGUGGGGUUCAGAGACUUGCAGCCGGGUCAGUGUGCGGUGCAAUUCCUCAAGGAUCCCGUUUUCAAUACGGCUUUAAUAAUAGGUUAUUACUGGACAACGCUUGUGGUGCUUUUUGUGUUGUAUGGUGGUAUUUAUAAGGUAGCGUACGAUAUGCAAAAGAAGAGUGAGGCGAAACAGAGGAAGAUGCAGUCGAUGGUUGCGUUGAGUGCGGGCGCCAUGUCGGGUAUGGCGGGGCGUGCAGCGGGAAUCGGCAUGUCCAAAACACAGAGUUCGAUAGUUAGUCAAGACAAACCCAAAACACUUUCACCCAUCCCCUCCCCUUCAGCAGUCACUAUAGCUCCUGUUACAAUGAUAACAGCUGAAUCCAACUCCAGCCAUAAAGCUUCAACAAAGACUAACACAACUGUAGUCACAAGUACCUUGGAAACAGAGAAAGUUUCAGGGGAAAAGAAAUCAUCUUCCCAAGGUGAGAGUGGUGGUGACAAGUCGGAGCGAUCCAGCAGUCCUGCAUUUGAAUCAGAUGAGGACAGCACACCCAACGCUGCCCAGAAUCAGCAACAACUAAACCAGCCUCCACUUUGGAAAGAACGCAAAAAGUCGGUUGUGAACAUGGUAAACAUUGUUGCACAUUCCAACGCACUACAACAUGCGUUUACUGCUGGAAGACCCAAUGGGUUUGUAAGGUCGCCUGAACCCAGCAAUACGUCAGCCACGCGUCAGAGUCCCUCCUCAAUCACACCCACCUCAGAACACUUUGCUGCUCUUCCCCAAAUACCAGAGCAAAGUUUACUUGACACCGAUAAUCCAGCUGGAUAUUCUACACCGGGAGACAUGUCAUCAGAAACACUCACACCUGUCUCUGCGGCAAAAGAGGAUCAUUUGAAGCAGUCAAGUGGAGAGAAGCCAGCAUCUGAAGUGUCAUCAGUUCGAUCCCAAUCCAUCAUCCCUCCCCCUUCACAGUUCCAGAGUAGUUCUGUUUCUGAAGUAUCGUUGUACACUAAUGAUAGGCCAAAAAGUCUCUUAGUAGCUUCGUCGCAAGGUAUCUACAAUGUCACUUAUGAUAUUCUGUUAGGUUUAGACAAUUCGGAUUUAAGGUACAUGGACGAAAGUUCCGUGAUUGUGGCUUCACCUGGUGUUGAGAGUCCUCCUUCUAGUCAGAGCUUCCCGGCAUCAUCAGGAGGAACCACAUCUCCCAUUCACAACAUCUCGGCUGCCAGUAAUCAGUCGCUGUUACAAGCUGCACUGGUGAGAGCAGCCACACAACAGGCUGGAGCUGCUGUCUCCAAAACAGCCACACCACCAAUCACAAAAGUCAACACUGAAGUGAGUCUACAAAUCGAGGAGACCGAUUCGAAGCCGGUGACAUCAGUUGUGGUGGAAACCGAAACACAGGAACCAGCCGAAGUGACUACUGCCGGUACACCGGCGACCAUCUACUCGACAGCUUCCAACUCGAUAGCCACUGUUCAGAACAUAGUCUCUGCACCAGCCACUCCACAGCAAAAACGCCAACCAUCUCUCAAGAAGACCGACUCUUCAUCCUCGGAGAAACGAGAAGGUGGAUCCAGGAGAGAUUUCGUCAAAACAAUCGGCAAAAAACUCAAAGCAAAACGGAGAGCUGAGAACAGACAAAAGUCGAAAUCGGAAAAUCGAGCAAGGAAAGCAUUUCGAACUAUAUCUUUCAUAUUGGGGGCUUUUGUAGCCUGUUGGACACCCUAUCAUAUACUCGCCUUGGUGGAGGGUUUCUGUACAAACCCACCCUGCACAAACGAGCAUUUAUUCAUGUUUUCCUAUUUCCUCUGCUAUGCUAACAGCCCUAUGAACCCCUUCUGCUAUGCGCUUGCUAACCAUCAAUUCAAAAAGACUUUCACCCGUUUACUCAAAGGCGAUUUCCACAUGACAUGAGAAAUUUCAUGGACUAAAUAAAAUCUCUAUAACACAGUCGCAUAUCUAGAAAUUUCGAUUCAAGCAAAAUAGUUUAUCAGUUCUCAAAUUCUGCUGAUUUACCACUUAUUUUACCCUUCCACUCUAAAUUAUAUUGGAAACGGAAUAAUGACUUCAUAAAACUUAUCUCAUCAGUAAAUUACUAUAUUUCUUUGAUCUAAAUUCUAGUUUAAUGUAUUAUUACUAUGGAUUUAUUAGUGGUUCAUAGCUUUUAAAGCGUCUUGUUUUGUUUUAAUUAUGUAUAGAACUCUUACGAAUAGGGGUGCCAUCAAUUUUCAAUUUUUGAUUUUUGAGAGGAACUGGAGAUGUUCUAUCGAUAUUUCUAGGUAUGCUUCUGUGAUUUAGAUACGUGUUUAAUGAAUUCUCAAUAUUAUCCAAUCUCCUUAAUGAACUGAAGCUUAUUUUUGUAAAUUGUACAUUGGAACUGCAGAAAACAAUAAACUAGAUAUGUAAUAAAUGAACAAUAUUAAUCGUGUAAUGUUGGUUUGGUUAUAGAAAUGUAACUCAAAACUUAGGUAAAUAAGCUUUAAGACAAAAUUGCUUCAUGCUGGAACCCGUGCUUUGCUGUCUACAGGAUCUAUGUUUUCCUAUUCGUUUUUUUUUACUAAUCCAUAAAUUACAUCUGGUGGAAAAUUUAUUUAUGAACUGAAUUGAAAAAAUAACUAGCGAAAUUCUCAUUUUAACUGAUGGAUCAAUGCUGAAUUUAUACUGAAGAAAAACUUAUUCAAUCAACUUCUACCUUCCAAUAUGCAUCAUUCUAAAUUAUUGGAAUUUGAGAAUUCACUUUUACUGAACUUUUGCAAUAGAGACUCUAUAAUAUUAGACACAUAUUUUCUAAUGAUGAUUUUUAAAACCCCAUUUUUGUCUGAUUUAUCUGAUAUUAAACUCUUAAAUCAAAUAACACAAUCAUUACCUUUAUGUUUUGUGUAUUGAAAGAUAUUUGGCAUAAUCUGGUUUGCAACAUUUGGAAUGAGGAUUUUAUUACCUAUCAUUGAAAUUAUCUCAAGGAUGAUUGAAGCUCUAAAAAUAUCAUAAAAGGAUUUUCAUAUUCCAUAUAAAAUGGUCUUCUAAUAACCGUAGUCUAUGUAAUGGCGUUUCAUAAUAGUUUCCUAAAACAUAUUCCAAUAAUAUGAAACUCAUUCUGCCAAUCUAUCAGUUAAAAUGUAGAAAAAUCUCAAAAUUCCACUAAAUUUUCAAACAAAUUCUAUUUUAAGGAUUCAGGUCUUAUGGUUAGAUUUCUGCUUAUUCGUGUACUGGAGUUUAAACCCUUUCAACAUAGUUAACUGUCUUUUUAUAUUAAGGAUAAUAAUAAUUUUCACCGCACAAAAUCUGCAUUACUGCCUUUUGAAUAGAGUUUUAUCCUGAGUCAAACCCUCUGUAGCUGGAAAAUGGGUUAACUGAGCAGCAUAUUUAUGAAAAAGUAUUUUUAUGCAAAACAAUACAGUAUAAUUACAUUUAUUCAAAUAAAACCUUUGUGAUAUGUUAGCUGUGUAAGUAUUUGUAAUAGAAUUGUGAAGCUUGAUGUGGAUUAGUACUAGGUUUAUAAUGUAAUACAGGGUAACAUGUAAGGAAGUGUAGGUUGUAAUGUGAGUUAGAUGAAUAUUUCUGGUGUAAUUAAUGUAAAACCUGAUAUUAUGUCUAUUGAGCCAGGUGUGUGUGGUGUUGGAGAAAAGGUGUUUACUUUUACAUUUUUCAACUUUUCCAAUCAUUUAAAUUGAAAUAUUCGCCAAGGAAAAUUUUAAAAACUCCAAAAAUUGGCAAGUAUUGCGAAUUUUCUAACCACUGUGAAUAGAAAUAUUUUAUACAAUUAUUUUCAAACUUCAUUUUCAAGAAUUAAGAUGAUUGUACAUUAACAAUAAUAACAUUCAAAGAUGUGAAUUAUUUUCUUGAUUUAAUUCUUGUAAGAACAGUUACUAGAAUGAUUGUUACUCAGCUAUUGAAUCAGUUUGUCGAAUCUUGAAAAAAAAUAUUCUUGGAUAAAUAAUUUAGAAAGCCCCAACUUUUCCACACACCACAUACAUGCAUAGAUAUGAUAUCACUAAUACUCAUGACAAUACUUAUUAAUAUUAUAGCUUGAACGUUUUAAAGCGCCUAUACAGUGUCAAUGUUAUGCAUUAUUGUGCUGAAUUAGAUAGAAAUCAAUAUUGUAAUAGACAACCAAUUGUACAGUGAUAUUAUUCUACUUUAAAAUUGAAAAUAAUUACUAAUCCUAUGAUACCAGAGACGUUCAAUCUAGAAAGUCAAAUAAAUAAUUUAUUUGUAAAUAUUAGUUAUGGAUACAUGGAUUUGUAUUAUGGCAAAUACCCCAUGAAUAUAAUGAAAAUAAUAAUUACAGAAAUUAUUAUUGAUAAACAUUAAACCGUGAUCAUACUGUUGUAAUAAAAUUAUAUAAUAAAAGUAUUAUUGUUAGAUAGUCUAUAAAAUGGAAUCUCUAUCAUUGUAUAUAUGCUGAUAUUUUGAAGAGUAUUAUGCAAUUAUUUUUGUAAAUUGUGUGAUCGAUGGAAGGUAAGAUGGUCUUUAUUAUUAUUUUAAAGAUUGAUAGCCUACAGGUACAACAACAAAAAUAUACAGAUUGAUAUGAGCCCAAAUCUGUAUACUUUUGGAAUAUUACAUGUGAGAAGGAUGUAUUUUUUCUAUGAAAAUCGACGGAGUGACUCCCAGUUGUAAAUAAAUGUUGCUUUUGUAUAUCAAGAACUCAAUAGUUUAAUAUUGAAUAUUUCAGAUUUGACGUAUGUGAACGCUUAGAUAGAUUGAUAUAUUCUCCCAAAUCCCAUUAUAUUUAUUAAGAUGUGAAGAACUUCAGUUUUGUAGUACCUAUAAAUACAGUAUACAAAACCAUAGCUUCCAAAUAAAUAUAUAGGAUUUGACAAUACUGCAUUCAAUCAAAAACAGUUCCAUGAUAUCAAUUAUAGUAGUUAUAGAACCUAGGUGUUGUGAUUAGACUCAUAUUAGAAUAAAAAGUACUGUUAGAAGAAAUUCCUGAAGGACGCCUAAAAUUGAAUUUGAUAACAUGUUUUUAGAGUGCUGAGAAAGAUGAAACAAUAAAUAAUAACAAAUAGCCUAGAAAAUGAUAAAGGAGAUGGAGUCUUGAUUCUGAAUUGAUUAAUAAUUAUAGAAUUGACUCAUAAGCUUCACUCCAUACUUCUUGGUAUGAGACAGAAUUAAUGUGAUGUUUAAUUUAGGUUUGGCAAUUCGUAGAUUUUUUCAACAUAAAUGUUUUUGUACACUUUAGAAACCCCUAAAUCUAGCUUAUGCUAUGAGGUGUGUGUAAAUAGCUUUGUGUAUAUCCAUCAGCUAGUCUAUUCGAGAAGAAAUCAGCAUUCUUAAUGUACUAUACACUUUUUAUACUUCAGAAAUACACCUUACUGGUACUCGAUUUUAUUAAAUUGAUUUAUUUGCUACGCUUUUACAGAAAUUUUCAAUACAGCUCUAUUAUAUUAUGAAGCUUAAACUUAUCAUAAAGUUGACCUGCGAUGAAUUUUUCCUUUCUCAAAAUUUAUCAAUAUAUUACAUAUCGAGUUCCACUAAAUACGAUAUUUUACUCUCAUAUUCAACUCUUAUUAUUUUACUUUCAUUGCUGAGGAAUAAAUCUAGAAAUCUGUAAAAAAGUGGAUAAUCUUCAAUUUCUCAGUUAUAUAAUGAAUUAAUAAAUGAAGUUACCGUAUUUAGAAGACCAAUCAAUACCUUUAAUUAAUAUUUUAUCUUGAAAUACUUCAGUUAAUAAUAUUACUUCUCUUACUAAUACUUUAAGAAUUGCAAUAUUUUUAAUUUCAAUUGUUUUAUUGGUACUUUAGAUGAAUUUUGAUUCGAUCAUUAAAAUUCCAGAUAUAUUUUACAAAACUACCAGGACACAAAAUUACCAGUUGGUUCUGCUAUUUUUCGAGUUCUACUAAUAUUUCAAUACAAAACUGGGAAUACUGAGAUACUGGGUUUUCACACGAAUGAAAAUUUCAAGUGCUCCAAAUUGCAUUCUCAAAAUACUAAUAAACCAUUAUGUAAUUGUGAUGAUGCAAUUUGUUUGAGUUAUUAGUAAUUUUGAAUGUAUUCAAUGUUAAUAUUUUUCAACUGAAACUCAAAAUACGAUGAUAAUAUUAUUGAGACUAUCCGAUGAAUAAAAAAUUAUAUCUGUUCAUAGAUCAAACACACUUGAAAUGCUGAGCUUUCCAUUGUAACAGUAUUAUAAAUUGUGAUUGAUUAAAUUAAAUAAGAAAAAUUAAGUGGUUUUUUAAGUGGUUGGAUACGGUAAAGAUAAUGUGAUUGUAGAAAACAAGAUGUGAGGCAUAAGUUGAAGGUUCAAAACCCUCAUCAAACAUGAACCAUCAUUAUUUUACUUAUUGCUUCAGGAAAAAGUGUAUUUAUUCAACUCGUACAUGUGCUGUAUCGAAAGCUGUAAUUAAAUUUAAUUAUACAUCGUAAAAAAUGAAAAUUGUUCAGUAUGGUACUACAAAAUAAUAAUAAUAAAUUCGAUAUAAUUUUCGAA
Molecule: messenger RNA, 7737 nt
Organism: Nilaparvata lugens (brown planthopper)
Lineage: Eukaryota; Metazoa; Arthropoda; Insecta; Hemiptera; Delphacidae
Gene: mAChR-B
Product: muscarinic acetylcholine receptor DM1
Exons: 8
Coding region: 465-3218 (917 amino acids)
Biological process (GO): chemical synaptic transmission; G protein-coupled receptor signaling pathway, coupled to cyclic nucleotide second messenger; adenylate cyclase-inhibiting G protein-coupled acetylcholine receptor signaling pathway
Cellular component (GO): membrane; synapse; dendrite
Molecular function (GO): G protein-coupled serotonin receptor activity; G protein-coupled acetylcholine receptor activity
Source: RefSeq, a predicted model, not a curated record